Gadus chalcogrammus (walleye pollock) is the source of this 3649-nucleotide messenger RNA. It is a transcript of the gene ctnna2, whose product is annotated as catenin (cadherin-associated protein), alpha 2. The record is from RefSeq and is a predicted model, not a curated record. Gene Ontology annotation, molecular function: structural molecule activity; actin filament binding; beta-catenin binding. The transcript is spliced from 16 exons. Gene Ontology annotation, biological process: cell-cell adhesion; cell migration. The coding region runs from base 193 to 2622 and encodes 809 amino acids. Lineage: Eukaryota; Metazoa; Chordata; Actinopteri; Gadiformes; Gadidae. Gene Ontology annotation, cellular component: actin cytoskeleton; catenin complex; adherens junction.
CAGAAAAGGGGGAAGGCAUUUCCUGACACCGACAGUCGCGCGUGCAUCAAAUUCAGCACCACAAGCUUGAGGAAAGCGCUUGGAUUUGAGCUAGCAAACGAUAUUUGAGGACACUCAACACGUACUAUUUGGGGAAUAUCGCCGUUGAACGUUCCGUCGGACCCACAGGAAGUGUUAGUUGCACCGGAAACCAUGACGUCUGCCACGUCCCCCAUCCUCUUGAAAUGGGACCCAAAGAGCCUGGAGAUCCGCACCCUGACAGUAGAGAGGCUGCUGGAGCCGCUGGUCACACAGGUGACCACCCUGGUGAACACCAGCAACAAAGGCCCGUCGGGGAAGAAGAAGGGGCGCUCCAAGAAGGCCCACGUGCUGGCCGUGUCCGUGGAGCAGGCCACCCAGAACUUCCUGGAGAAGGGUGAGCAGAUCGCUAAAGACAGCCAGGACCUGAAGGAGGAGCUCAUCGCUGCCGUGGAGGAUGUCCGCAAGCAAGGGGAGACCAUGCGCGUGGCCUCGUCGGAGUUCGCCGACGACCCCUGCUCCUCGGUGAAGCGCGGCACCAUGGUGAGGGCGGCCCGCGCGCUCCUCUCGGCCGUCACCCGCCUGCUCAUCCUGGCCGACAUGGCCGACGUCAUGAGGCUGCUGGCGCACCUGAAGAUAGUGGAGGAGGCCCUGGAGGGAGUGAAGAAUGCGACCAAUGAGCAGGACCUAGCCAACCGUUUCAAAGAGUUUGGGAAGGAGAUGGUGAAGCUCAACUAUGUGGCAGCUCGCAGACAGCAGGAGCUGAAGGACCCCCAGUGUCGGGACGAGAUGGCGGCGGCUCGCGGCGCACUGAAGAAGAACGCCACCAUGCUCUACACCGCCUCGCAGGCCUUCCUGCGGCACCCGGACGUGGCGGCCACGCGCGCCAACCGCGACUACGUCUUCAAGCAGGUGCAGGAGGCCAUCGCCGGCAUCUCCAGCGCCGCCCAGGCCAACUCCCCCGUGGAUGAGAAGCACGGGCACGCCGGCAUCGGAGAGCUGGCCGCCGCCCUCAACGAGUUUGACAACAAGAUCAUCCUGGACCCGCUGACGUUUAGCGAGGCCCGCUUCCGGCCCUCCCUGGAGGAGCGUCUGGAGAGCAUCAUCAGCGGCGCCGCCCUCAUGGCCGACUCCUCGUGCACGCGGGAUGACCGCCGCGAGCGCAUCGUGGCCGAGUGCAACGCCGUGCGCCAGGCCCUGCAGGACCUGCUGAGCGAGUACAUGAACAACACUGGAAGGAAGGAGAAAGGUGACCCACUGAACUCUGCUAUUGACAAGAUGACAAAGAAGACCCGGGACCUGCGUCGACAGCUGAGGAAGGCGGUUAUGGACCACAUCUCCGACUCCUUCCUGGAGACCAACGUGCCCCUGCUGGUGCUCAUCGAGGCGGCCAAGAGCGGCAACGAGAAGGAGGUCAAAGAGUACGCCCAGGUGUUCCGUGAGCACGCCAACAAGCUCGUGGAGGUGGCCAACUUGGCGUGCUCCAUCUCCAACAACGAAGAGGGCGUGAAGCUGGUCCGCAUGGCCGCCACUCAAAUCGACAGUCUGUGCCCCCAGGUGAUCAACGCCGCACUCACCCUGGCGGCGCGGCCCCAGAGCAAGGUGGCUCAGGACAACAUGGACGUCUUCAAAGACCAAUGGGAGAAGCAGGUGCGCAUCCUAACCGAGGCCGUGGACGACAUCACAUCCGUCGACGACUUCCUGUCCGUGUCAGAAAACCACAUCCUGGAAGACGUCAACAAGUGCGUGAUCGCUCUGCAAGAGGGCGACGUGGACACCCUGGACCGCACAGCGGGGGCCAUCCGGGGCCGCGCAGCACGGGUGGUGCACAUCAUCAACGCCGAGAUGGAGAACUACGAACCGGGAGUGUACACCGAGCGGGUGCUGGAGUCCAUCAAGCUGCUGUCCGAGACCGUGAUGCCUCGCUUCGCCGAGCAGGUGGAGGUGGCCAUCGAGGCUCUGAGCACCGACCCCCCGCAGGCCUUCGAGGAGAACGAGUUCAUCGACGCGUCCCGCCUGGUGUACGACGGCGUCCGCGACAUCCGGAAAGCAGUGCUCAUGAUCAGGACCCCUGAGGAGCUGGAGGACGACUCAGACUUCGAACAGGAGGACUACGACGCCCGCAGCAGGACCAGCGUCCAGACCGAGGAUGACCAGCUCAUCGCCGGGCAGAGCGCCAGGUGUCCAGAUUCGGCGUGCAAGCAGGACCUUUUGGCCUACCUGCAGAGGAUCGCCCUGUACUGCCACCAGCUCAACAUCUGCAGCAAGGUCAAGGCCGAGGUGCAGAACCUGGGAGGGGAGCUCAUCGUCUCCGGGCUGGACAGUGCCACCUCCCUGAUCCAGGCGGCCAAGAACCUGAUGAACGCGGUGGUGCUGACGGUGAAGGCGUCCUACGUGGCCUCCACCAAGUACCAGAAGGUGUACGGCACGGCCGCCGUCAACUCCCCCGUGGUGUCCUGGCGCAUGAAGGCGCCCGAGAAGAAGCCGCUGGUGAAGCGCGAGAAGCCCGAGGAGUGCCAGACGCGCGUGCGGAGGGGCUCGCAGAAGAAGCACAUCUCGCCCGUGCAGGCGCUCAGCGAGUUCAAGGCCAUGGACUCCUUCUAGAACGCUCCGGAAACGAAAGAGCGGCGAAAAAACAACACCAAACCCAGCACGAGACGAGACGACGAAACUACGAAACAGAAAAAAACGUGAAAAAAUGACGAAAAACGUCACAGAACGAGAGAAGAAACGUCCCUUUUUACUAUGUGUUGAUCCGCCUUUGUUUGUUUUUUGCCGUGCGCGUGCAUCGGCGACGCCCUGUGGGGAGGACUAGAGUUCCCGCCAAAAAAUAAAGCGGUACGUAGCGGCAGCGGCUACCGUGAACAGAGGAAGUGUCGCCCAGCGGUGCGGGCGAGAAACACGCACUCCCUCUACUAUUUAUUACUGUCCUUAUCGUAGCUUCAUGUGUGCGAGCCAAACCCGUGUGUCACUAGAAGAGAACAUUUUAAGAAAAGGAGGGAAAUGUGGAAGAUGAUAAUAAUGAUAAUAACAGUAAUGCAAGAGAGCGCAUCGGAAGGAGAGGAACGGCGAUUGUAAGCGUGACAGUGUAUACUUUGUGGCGGUCAAUAUUCUAGAUAUAUCAUUACUGUGCCACUGACUUGGCUGCUGCUUGAACACAUUUAACUGUCUGAAUGAGAACCAGUGGACGAGACUGUAGAUUAAACACCUUAGGGAUCACACCAAUAUUAAGUAUGUUCCCUCUUAGCUUUUAUUUAUUCCCCUCCAUUAUGAAUGUUAACUAGUAGUGCUAGGAUUAACCUAUUUAGGAAAAACCUGGAAAUGUCAGGGACAAACCUCAAAGUAAUUCAUUUUCUUGUUCCUUAAAGUUAAUAAUAACGAUGAUGACGAUUUCAAAAGAUAAUAAAUGCAUACUUUGUGUUCUCCCGGGGCAACGGAAUGGCCUGUUGUAUUGCAUUUUUGAAGUCAAUUUAUUUCAUGAUUACAUUAUUAACUGUAAUGUAAUCAUGAUGGCGGGUGUUGUGUAAGGUGUACUUCCAGCCACAGAGAGGACGGACUGUGGUUUUGAUCAGAGUAGAACCCCUGCGUGCAGUUCGUUUAUAUGCUCCCGUCUCUAAUAAACUCCUCAACC